This is a messenger RNA of Penicillium argentinense, 1482 nucleotides long. RefSeq lists its product as uncharacterized. Lineage: Eukaryota; Fungi; Ascomycota; Eurotiomycetes; Eurotiales; Aspergillaceae. The transcript has 2 exons. The record is from RefSeq and is a predicted model, not a curated record. The coding region runs from base 1 to 1482 and encodes 493 amino acids.
AUGUACUGGGGGUACUGGCUAACCAAUCUUUCUUGGGCAAAGGUCGAUCACAGCCCUAUUUCGCCGCCACCACUGACUACCUCUGUGACGCCCUCGAAGGAUUGGUCGGAUCGCGCAACUCCGCGUGCGCAAACCAGAAAUGAAUUUGAUGAAAUCGAGCGACGCACCCAUUCAAGCAGUUUAGAAGGAACUUUUGGCAGUAAAGAGACCGAAAUCAGCGCUCUUCGAACAGCGCUAGCUGAAUGCUGGACAUUGUGCAACACGCUCGCUAGUUUAAGUUACAUUAAUCGAAAAGAACGAUUAUCCAAAUCCUAUGAGGAUGACAUGCAGGAAGACGCUUGGCGAUCUUGCUGGAGACUGUGCCAGAAACUCUACGACACCCGCGAUGACGAAUGUGCAUCACAGGUCAAUUCUACUCUGGAUCUCUGUCGAGAUUUCUGCCAGGCAUUGUUCGAGGUUCGAGUCUGUGAUAAUGACCUGGCGGACUCCGUUUUGCGCGUCAGCUUCGAGCUGAAUAAUCACCUUUAUAAUACGCACGACCGCAACCUUCCUGACGCCUUCCGAGAGCGCACUUUGGACUUCUAUAUAACCCUGUGCCACCGCCUCAUGAAACAGCGGACACGUCUGACCGAGACCGAUUCUCUUCUCAGCGCUUGCUGGGCACUGGCGGAGAUGUUGUUCAGUAUUCGUCAAAGCCGAAGAGAAGGAAAGAGGCUUGAUGAGGAGCUGCUGGGGUCUGCCGUGCAGGCCUGUUGGGAGCUCUGUGAUAUCUUUCGCGAGGGCUGGACCCUACACAGCAUGCGCAACUCGGACCGGGGUACUCCUCGGCCCAGCCAAACCACUUUUGCACAAGCAUUCCAGCAGGCAACGCAGGUGUCAGAGCUCGAUUUCGUCGACGACGUAUCCGGUCAAGUGGUGAAUCCAGAGACUCCGACGACCAUUUUCGAGGACACCGUCACGGUGUCCCCAGAUGAAGCCCCGGUUCCGAAUAUCCUUGUCCUCGGUCAUGCCAACGGCCAUAAUUCGCAUUCCAAAUGGCCCUCCAGUGCAUCAAGCAUUUCGGAAAUCUCUCGUUCAUCUGGAAAGACUGCGUCCUCAGCAAAUACAGUGACAACGAUCUCGGAGGAUCCCAAUUUCACUAGACUCAAAAUUCUCAUCACCCGGGCCGCCAUCAACAGUGGGUACCAACGGGGUGGCACGCAGAGCCUCUCAUCAUUUGUCAAGUCUCUUUCCUCUGACUCCUUUGGCUCGGCGCCCUGGCAGACGGCUCUGUUGAAGAAUUAUCGGAAAUUAGUCGCCUAUGACCCCGCAUUCAGAAAUGUCGGUUCGCAGGCCCGUGUCAGCGCGAUUGAGGUGGGUCGGGCGUGUCAGGCGAUGCUCCAGAGUGGUCAGUACUCCUGGUUGCGAGAUCUGUAUCGCCUCGUCUUUGGCUUUCACAUGGAGGAGGCUAUGAGCCGUAAGGGCGUGACCAUCCAGACUUAG